Molecule: messenger RNA, 20868 nt
Organism: Porites evermanni
Lineage: Eukaryota; Metazoa; Cnidaria; Anthozoa; Scleractinia; Poritidae
Source: the annotation of a GenBank genome assembly
AUGGCUCGUUUUGUCAGAGCAUCUAAUUUCCGUCAUGUUUUUGGAACGGCAGCAAAGAAGGAAAACUGCUACGCCGAGGGGGUCAGAAUAUCAAAGAACUCUGUAGAGUCUCCAUACUGCGCCGUUAAUCCGAAAUUCCUCGCUAUCAUUGUAGCUUCGGCUGGUGGAGGUGCAUUUCUUGUUUUACGACAUGACGAGGUAAUCUUUUUGUGUCAAUUAAGUCCUCAAAAUUGCCAAAUUGUUUGGUGUCGGGGGCGCUAUUAGCCUGUAGCUGAACUUUUUAAAGUGCACAUCAACCUAGAGAUUCAUUAUUUUCUGUUAGUUAGUCUUGCCACUAGUACAUCCUUGUUUCAGUUUUGAAGCUGAUAAGCUAAAGAACGAGGAAAUUGCCAAGGAGGGUGUAACCUCAUGACAUGAGCAAAUAUGUAUGCACGAGUGUACCAUGUAAGCUUUUACUAGCUAAAGUGCAUGGCGGUUCUGUCAAAAAGAAUGACAAAGAGAAUGACAUCUUUUGACAAUAAAUUUCUUGAUAUCCCGUUUUACCUACGUGGCGUCACAGAAAAUUCGUAUCUCUUAUUAUUUCUGACAAGGUCAUUUCCUGGUUAGAGACCAUUUGUUACCAGGGGCAGGGGUGGGGAGAUGUGGUAGGGGGGUUGGUGUUAAGAUUAUGGGGUAGGGGCAUUGUUUUUCUUUGAUGGCAAAAAAGGGUUGUACAAUUUUUGCUUUUCUGUUUUCAUCCUGAUGAGUGGAUCCACCUUUGUAACAAGCUAAAAUUGUCCACAAGACAUAUUCAUCCUGCACUGAGCAGCAAUUUUGGACAACCAGUGCUGAUUUCAGUAUCACAGGAUAGCUCAUGCCCUAGUCAAGUUAAUUUUCCUCAAUGUUUCUUUCUUCGUAAUGUUAUGUUCUCCACACAACACAAAUCAAAGGCGGGGUCUGAAACACAUGUUACUAUAGGAUUUCAGGUACACUGACAGAGGGAUGGUAGGGGAGAGGAAAAGAAAUCGCAAUCAAUAUGUUAAAGUUAAUUUUUUAUCUCAGGUAAUUUAUAUUUUUUUCUCCCGGUAACUAGUUGGGUGUAAUAACCACUACACCAUGGGGACAACCACACUGGCAAUGGGGCAAUUGAAGAUGUGAUUUACAUGUUUUAGGUAUGGGCCUUUGGGAAAAUUUCCCCUUUAAGGUGAUAAGGUAGUGGAAGCCCAUAACUCCAUUUGCAGGUGAACUAAGGGUCACAUUAAAGGGUAAGGACCGAAGUCAACUUAGCCAGCAAGACAAAGGAGGAUCCAAUUAAGGAUACAGGCUAUUCAAAUUAAUACUAGUAAUAGUUGGUACUACAGCUGCCCCCGCUCUGUAUAUUGUUGGUCAAUAGCAUUCUUGCUCGUUGUGUAGCUCUUUGAAAUAUACUGAUUCAUAAGGAAGAUUUUCACACAUAUUCCUUACAAUAGGUGAGAUAAAUACAGGAAACGCAAGGUUCCAUGCACAGUUUCAGGUCGAUUUACACAGCUUUGAUCAAAACAUUCUCAGUUUCGAGAAUAGUUUAUUCUAAACCAUAAGAAAAGAUUUAAUUAGAAGUUGAAUUUUUUGCUCUUUCUCUUUCACUUUUUACAUUCAGUUCAUUUUAUUUGCCGGAAAGGAAGUCUUAGAAAUUAAAGGGAGGUUUGAUCAAUUCACACUCGCACAUUCUAGUCUUAUCAUUUUAAACUUUAUAGCGGAAGGACGUCUGUGAGCAGGGAAUUAGUCAACACAGAAUUUGAUUGUCAGUGAAUUUCUGUAAUCGUCCAUCGUUCUGCUAGUGAGAAGCUAGCCGUUGUUCACUCAUCUUACUUGUUUGGGGCUGAGUCUUAUUCCGGUUAAAGAUAUAGAAAGAGUCUGGCAAGGUUUCCAAUGAAAGAUUUGUGAACUUGUGUCGGGCAAACUCUCCAAGUGUUUAUAUAUACACAGUUAUACACACCUUAUAACUUCCUCUGCGCUUAACGAGUGUCGUUAAAAUUUUGGUCCAUAACUUUCACUGAAACAACUGCUCCACAGAAUGUCACUGAUAACACCUAACGCAAAAGAGUGUCAAAGUAUGACUGCACAAUAAAUGUCACAAAAUCUACCUAAGUGGUUCCUUGGGGAUGUUCUGUCUUUACGUCAUCCUAACCAUUUCGUAUUUGUGGGCGCAAACAAUAGAAACGUCAUCAUUACCUACCGAUUCCUCGCAGCCCCUGUUCAAGCAAAUCAAGAUUUUUUCUAUAUUGACUGUAUGACUGGUUAUUUCAGCUGUAAGUACUUUCCUUAAUAUACGUGCAAGUUUAAUACUAGAGUGCCUCCUCGAGAUUUUGCCUUCUGGGCGAAAUCCCUGCGGCGGCAAUUAAAUCACUAUAUACUAUAUUUACAGGACCGUGAAUGGGAGAUUUGGUGGGGGUGUAUGCUUCUAUAUUCGUUCGAAUAUAAAUUAUGAAGUCCGCGAGGAUUUAGAUAACGAACUUUUAGAAAUCUUAUCGAUUGAAAUUUUAAAACCUGACUCAAAACCUUUUGUUGUUACCUCGUGGUACCGACCGCCAAAUUCACUUAUAGACCUUUUCUCGAAUAUUGACUCCUUGUUAGCAAGACUUGAUUCCGAGAAUGUUGAACAUUAUCUUAUGGGUGAUAUGAAUUGCGAUUUGCUGUCCAGCGAAAACAUCUAUGCAAGGGCUCUGUUAAAUGUUACCGAUAUUUAUGGCUUAAAACAAUUAAUCGACGAGCCUACUCGAGUCACACCCUCAACAAGUACCCUAAUUGAUCUUAUUUUCACCAGUCACCAAGACAAUAUUCUCUGUUCUGGGGUGACACACGUGGGUAUAAGCGAUCACAGUCUUGUUUACGCGUACCGUAAAAUUUCAAUCCCGCCUGUUUCUAAAGGAAUCAAUUUGAUCAGCUAUAGACAAUUUAAACACUUCAACAGCAAUAAUUUCCGUAAUGAUGUUUCGACGCAACCGUGGGACGAUAUCAAAGAACUGUACGACCCCAAUGACAUGUGGAAAAAAUGGAAAGAAUUAUUCCUAAGUGUUUGUGAUAAGCACGCCCCUGUGAAAACUAAACGCACCCGUCCCACCAAGUCUCCUUGGAUUACCACAAAUUUGAAAAAACGAAUGAAUUUCAGAAACCGGCUAAAGAAAAAAGCUGUUAAAACUAAGGAUGCGUCCUCUUGGAAUCGAUUCCGGAAGGUCAAAAAUAAAGUAAAUCAGGAAAUCAAGGCUGCUAAAAAGGCCUAUUAUAAUAAUUCUUUUAAUAAUUAUGCCGGUGAUCAACGUAAGACCUGGAAGACCAUCAAUGAAUUGACUUCCCGCAAAUCUAAUAAAACAAUAAUAAAUGAAAUUCAAUAUCAGGGACUAAAAUCGAGCAAUCAAGCAGAAGUUGCUGAAUUGUUGAACACUUUCUUCAUUGAGAUUGGACCAAGGCUUAGUCGAAAUGUUUCGAAUGUUGAUACCACCUACAAAGAGUUUCUUUGUGGAACUUCUAAGGAGUUUGUCUUCAAGGAAAUAACAUCUGCUCAUAUUUAUUCUCUCCUUUCAAAACUUUGUAAAUCAAAGGCCACUGGAUUAGAUAGUAUAUCAGCUAAAUUAUUAAGGGAGUGCCCUGAUCUAAUUGCCGAGUCUCUUACUUUAAUAUUUAAUCAAUCACUGUUGACAGGAAUUUUUCCCGAUGAGUGGAAGUCGGCUAGGGUUACUCCAUUGUAUAAAAAUUCUGGUAAACGAAAUGAUCCCACCAAUUAUCGACCAAUAUCGGUGAUCCCAGUCGUGGCCAAAGUAUUUGAACGGGUAGUCUACGACCAGUUGUAUCACUAUCUUACUGAGAAUCGUAUUCUAUCCCGUUACCAAUCUGGUUUUCGUUCUUUACAUUCUACUGUAACCGCAUUACUCGAAGCUACCGAUAGCUGGGCAGUGAACGUUGAUCGUGGCCUUGUCAAUGCCGUUGUCUUCUUAGACUUAAAAAAGGCUUUCGACACAGUUGAUCAUCAUAUCUUAUUAACGAAAUUACAAUAUUAUGGAUUACGCGGUUCCUGUCACGAAUGGUUUACUUCGUAUUUAAACAAUCGUACCCAAACUUGCCAAAUUAAUUGCUCAAUGUCAAACCCAAAAUUAGUUACAUGUGGUGUUCCCCAGGGAACAAUUCUUGGACCUUUAUUGUUUUUACUGUAUAUUAAUGACCUACCUAAUUGCUUGCAUUUUUCACAACCUAGAAUGUAUGCCGAUGACACCAGCCUAACCUAUGCCAGCGCAGAUUUAAAACUCAUAAAUGACUGCGUUAACGACGAUUUAAACAAGGUGUAUAUAUGGCUAUCGGCUAACAAACUGACCCUUAACUUGACUAAAACUGAGUUUAUGUUAGUUGGGUCGAGGCAGAAGCUAUCAAAGCUUUCUGAAACUCCUUCUUUUAUGAUAAACGACCAUCCCGUGAUGCAAGUGUCAACGGCAAAAUCUCUUGGAGUGCAUAUUGACCAAAACUUAAGCUGGGAAUGCCACAUACAGAGUAUUUGUAAAAAGAUUGCUUCUGCUUUGGGUGCAAUUAAAAGAAUACGACAUCUUAUUCCUUUUAAUGUAUUAAUUAAUGUUUACGACAGUUUAAUUCAACCGCAUUUUGAUUACUGUAAUGUCGUAUGGAGCAACUGCGGCAUUGGUCUUUCCGAUAAGCUGCAGAGGCUCCAAAAUCGUGCAGCCCGUAUUCUAAUGUCCGCUAAUUCUGAUUGUAAUGUGGACGAUUUGUUCCUGGCACUGGGUUGGCGUAAGCUUAAACACCAAAGACAAGUAUCGACGGCUAUUAUGAUGUAUAAAACCGUACAUGGGAUGACUCCCGACUAUCUAACAUCUAAAUUUGUAUCUCGUGACGAAAUAACUUCUUAUCGAUUGAGGAAUACUGAAAAUAAAUUAGUCCUUCCACUGCCCCGUACCAAUUAUUUAAAGAAAAGUUUCUCCUAUAGCGGAGCUAAGCUGUGGAACAGCCUAUCCCAUGAUUUAAGAUCUGCAGAUUCUUUACAUGAUUUUAAACGCAAACUGUGUCGCAACAGUUUUGAAUGAGAUCAUACAUUAAUACAGUUUUACACGGCAUCCUUGAAAAGCAGCUUUUAUUUGUGAAUAGCUAGGUAGUUAAAAUUUUAUGAAUAUAUUUUUAAUCAGAGAUAGUUUAGUUAGGUAUAAUAGAUCUUAGAUUUUUUGUACUUGCUGAAGGAAUUUUAACCGUGUUUAAAUAAAGUUAUCUAUCUAUCUAUCUAUACCUGUAUGAGAAGUAACAACUACUGACCCUAUACACCCCAAAUAAUCAUAUCAACAGAAUAAAAUAAUCUUUGAAAGAAAAUUCUACCCUGAGUUGGAUUUGAAUCCAUGUCCCCAUGGUAAUAACCACUACACCCUCCAGACAACCACACUGGCAAAGCGGCAAUUGAAGAUCCUUGUGAUUUGCGUGACUAUAUAUUUUCAUUUGGCUGCAGCCUUGUUUCAAAACCUAAAAAUCAAUAUUUUCUUGUUGGCAUUUGAUAGGCUAUUCUGCUAUACAAAUGUACAAAAUCAUGAACAGCUAUGCCCCAUCAUACAUAGUAAUUCCCUGCUAUGUAGUUGCCAUUCGUGCCCUCUGUUUUUUUUUACCUUGUUUUAGCAGGUUUCAGACGAGAUAAAUCCAUUCAAUGUUGUUUGAUACACAAUGUUGAGUGGGAAAAAUAAUCAAUCAUCCUUUUUAGAACAAAGUAGCUAAAUUUUGUCCAAAAGAAAACUAAUAGAGUGAAAGGAAAAGGAAACUUGCUGUGAUAUUACAUGAUGUGUAAUGUAAAUGCUGUCCGCGCUGUUUGUCUUUGAAAUUAUCAUAAUGGCUGCUCUUUUGGCCACCCAGCAAUCACAAACAACCAGAGUCAAAGGUUUCAGAUGUCUGUUAAGUCUUGUUUAGUGGUAAAUCAACCUGAAAUAGAAUUAACCCUGGGAGAAUGUUAAAUUAAAGUAGAAACCAAAGUUUGCUUUACUUGAAUAGAGCCAUUUUUUACCAGUUACCAAAGUUUCCCUUGAAUUGUGCUAUCAGAUUUAAGGCUAACAUAAUAUCAGAAGCCCUAGAUGUGAUGAAUACCAUAUUUCCUUGAAUUCAUAAGCACCUGGGCGCUUAUUUAAAGGUACGGCUAAAAGGAGGCCCUUUUUGGAAGGAGGGUGCUUAAUCAAGGGGGAUGCUUAUUAAGUUUUCCUAUUAAGAAAGUGUAACUUUGUUUUGUCUAAGUCUUUAAUAGAAUAAUAAAGUUAAUAUUAAUAAUUCCCCCCUUUGUUAAAACUUUAGUUUUAAUCAAGCAUACUAUAGUUCCACUAAACAUCUUACACACAAAUGCAUCGGUAUGCAUGGUUAUAAAAUAUUGAUUAUCUAAUCAUCCUCAAGAUCAUCCUCGUCAGUGAUAUGCAAAUCUGAACAUUCCCCUUGUAUCCCUACUUUUUAAGAAAGUGAGGAGGAGAAGAGGCUUAGUCAAGGAGGGGUGCUUGUUUGAUAUUAUGGCCUAGGCAGUGGGUGCUUAUUUGGGGAAGGGUACCUAUUAGAGCGUGGGCACAUAUUCAAGGAAAUACAGUAUUACAUCAUUCUAAACCUCUCUUUAUUUACUGUAGGUAGGCAGGCUUGAUCCUGAGCAUGGACGUGUUGGUGGUCACAAACAAGAUGUCUUGGACGUGGCCUGGAAUCCUUUUGAUGACAAUAUGAUAGCUUCUUGCUCUGAAGACACCACUGUUAAGAUUUGGCAGAUUCCAGAUGAAGGGCUAGGCAAGACAAUCCUGACUGAGCCCUUGCUAACUCUAGAAGGGCUUCACCAGCGAAAAGUUCAUCAGAUUCUAUGGCACCCUACAGCAGCCAACAUUCUUCUUAGUGCAAGUUAUGACCCCUCAAUUGUCAUCUGGAAUUUGGAGACUGGAGAGGCUGCCGUUGAAAUUGACUGUCACCCAGAUCUUAUUUACAGUGUUGACUGGAAUACCAAUGGAAGCCUCAUUGCAACAACAUGCAAAGACAAGAAAAUUCGAGUUAUCAAUGCACGAAAUGGAGAAGUCGUUAAGGUGGGAGUGAAUUGAUUCAAGUGUUUGCUUUUGCUGAGUUGCUGCUAGACAUGCAAACCUGUCAAAUGUGACCUGUAAGCCAUGUAAAUAAAGUUUCAGGCUGUAGUCAUGCAACAUUGGCAAUGUGAAAAAAACCGUGAUGCAUGAGUUGCUGUUUUGCCAAUCUAAGCCCAUUUAUUUUUGCCCAUAAUUUCUUGUUGCCAUCGCCAUCAUUGUUGCUUAAGAUCUCUACUGUUUUUAUUCCCUCCUAUCACCUCUGGCUUCAGUUUUUCGUUCUACAGUUCUCAGGAUGUACUGUAGUGUGGCUUCCAUCCUUUUAGAUCCACCUCUGCAUUUAAGAAUUCCCAACUGCUUCAGCAUAUUAAAAACAUAAGAUGGAGGUCUGGAUGUGAAUUUGCGAAGAUGAAGCAGGCCAUGCUUAAAUCCCUCACCCAAAACCUUUUCAAUGGUAUGUUGAUCAGAAUGGAUUUCUUUUUAUAUCAGCACAAAGAGUUUUGAGCAUGCUUUCCUUAUGCUUUGCAGGAGGCCAGUGGCCAUGAAGGGGCUAAGCCACAGAGGGUGGCAUUUUGUGAAAAUCUUGGUUAUCUGUUCACCUGUGGCUUUUCAAGGAUGAGUGCUAGACAGUAUGCAGUUUGGAAUGCAGUAAGUUUGAUUUUUCUGAAAUUUGUUAACAAUAAAUGAUGAAAGGGGAUAAAUUUGUGCUAGUCAUAUAAUCAUGAUUCGUACAAUCUUGAAAAGGUCUUGAAUUUUAGUAGUGGCCGUGAAAAGUCCUUGAAUUCUGUUAAAGUCCUUGAAGAGUCCUUGAUUUCUUGAUUAGGUCUUGGAGAGUCCUUGGAAUUCACUACCUUCUUUAUGCAACACAAUUUUCUUUGAAACUAGGUUAUUUGGCAGAGGAAAAUUUGGCUCAUCAUUGGUCUAAGAACCUUUAAAACUGACAGCCAAUGUAAAAACAUUUUUGAUGACAAUUUUGAAUUCUCUCACUGUUUUAGUAUAUACUAAAACAAUUAUUCAUCUCAGUGUUGGUGGCUAGUGAUGGAUAUUUACCUCACCGCUUUGUGGCUCAGUUAAUUAAUCCCCACUAGCCACCUUCACUUCAGUGAAAAAUGCGUCAGUCAAUUCCAACUGCACACAGUCCCCCUCCCCGGGCUGACCCCCAGGCAUUGGCAAUUUUUUUGCCUUGGAUGGCAAAUUCCCGAGGGUGGGGACUUUUGAGCUGUCAAAUCCCCCGGGGUGGGGACAAAAAAAGAGGGCAAAUGCCCCAUACUCUGUCAACACUGCAAUAUUUUUCAUUGAUCGCACAGUCGAGUAGUUCCAUUUUAAGCAUUUUAUUGUGCGAUUUUUUGUUUCAGGUGGAAUUGACUGAUGCAUAAUGGAACAUAUUUGAAAUAUCAUUCAUACCUCUAGCAAAACAAACUAGCUGAAAUUUUUCCUUCAAAUUUCCCUGUUUCUUUCAUUUUAAAAAUAUGCCAUGUCAACAUUGAUCUUUUCUCAAACAGCGUGUGUGUCUAAUGAAGAAUCCUUAUUGGCUUUCUUGCCUAAGGCAUUGAAGCACCUCAACUAUUUGCCACGUUAAAUGUCAUGAGUGGUUUCUUUCUGGUUUUUGACAUAUCCAUGGAUAUUUCCAAUGGUAACUUUAUCUCGGGAAAGGCUGAUCAAACUCACCACAACAAUUUCCUGCAGUGAAGUGUCGUUUACCACGGUAAAAGUGUCCUUUGUAACCACACCUAUUAACGUGAUUCUCUUCUUUAUUUUGGUAAUAUUUCCAGUUCUGGUAGAUGCAGGCAAACCUUUUUGGUAGAAAACGCAGCUGACAAGUGCAGCUGAGGACCUUUCCAGGCUUCUCAAUACAAUGGCUUUGCAUUGCAUUAAAGAAUGCAUUGUGGCAUUCACAAACCACAAAAGACAAAGGAAUGAUUUUCUGUUACUCAGGGUAGUGCAUGAUUUUUGUCAAAACCUGUCAGCGAGUAAUUAAAAACCUUUUUUUUUUCCUUUUUUUGUACAGAAAACUCUGGAGCAGUUGACCUUGGAGGAAAUUGAUCAGUCUAAUGCUGUCCUUUUCAUUCAUUAUGACCCUGACACAAAGAUGAUUUACUUAGCUGGCAAGGUAAGUUUCAUUCAUAUCAUUGUUGGCUACAUUCAUUCUUGUACUGGAAUUACAGCUGGUUCAGCUUGCAGAGAAAGUUGUGUCUAGUUAAAUGAUUUUGUGAGCAGGCAAAUGAAUUUUGUGGGGCUAGUCAGAAUGACUCCUGGACUAGUAAAUGCUAGUCACAGCUUGCCGGAAGGGCAAGCUGUAAAACUGACUUUCUUUGCACCCUGCUGGUACUUAACCAUACACGACUUUCAUAAUGCCAGACCGCACAGGGGGAGUGGGAACUAACCACAUCAGAGCGAGGCAAGUAAGGCAACUCUAUUUAUCUCUGAGAGCAGUCAUGUGGAAAAACAUGCAAAUGCCUUCCAAAUUUAUUUGGCUUGUCGAAUUGUUCUUGUUGCUUUGGCGUAAAAAAGUAGAAAUUUAGUUAACCUUCACUAUCUGCAAGGGAAGUUUAUCGCUUAACUAUCGCUGAUUGGAAGAAAAAUGCCUACAAGCUGCUGCAUUCUUGAAUGUACAAAGAAAUGUUGUCUGGACAAAAAUGGGAAAAAAGUUUCUCACUUCAAGUUUCCAGUUGAUCUACUUCGACGAAAAAACAUGGAUUCACGCUAUUAGAUGAGAUGAGGGAGUGUAUUUUCAGAUACAGGAAUGGACUUUAGUUUGCUCAAGGCAUUUUAAAGAGUAUGAUUUUAUCAAGAUGCUCAGUAGUAGGAGAGAUCUGUGAUCGCAUGCUGUUCUAUCCUUGGACUCAAACCUUUCCUCGCUAGCUGAAAGCUCCCACCGAUCGCGAACAAAUUGUUACAAGAAGCCGUGUUCUCUUUUCUGAAAUAGAAAUGGUAGAAGAAACGGUAGAAACAGAAAACACUACAUGCAACGAAGAAAGUAAAACAAAUGAUAUUGAUGCUAUUGCCAAACAGGAUGUAGCAAUGCAAACAAAUGAAAUUGAGUCCAGAAAUAACACCAACACAGAAAUGAAACAGCAAUUGAUUGACCUGAAAUCUCAACUUGAGAAGGCAAAUCAGUGCAUUGAGUCUCUUCAAAAGCAGAUGUUUACAGUUGAUAAGUUUAGUGGUGAUGACUCCUCUAUCAAGUUUUUUGCUGGUCUUCCAAACUGGGAUACAUUUGAUGCUGUUUUUAAAUACUUAAAAACAGGAAAUGAAGUGCAAGAUAUAUCAUACUGGGUCUCAAAGUUAAAUUUGAAUGCAUCAGAAGCAGUGUAUGAGGGUGAAAAUAAAGAACUAAUCAGAAAAAGAGGAAGAUCAAGAUCGUUGAGGUUGAGGACUUUUUUGCAGUUAUGUGCAGACUGAGGCAAGGAUUUGCUGAAGAACAUUUGGCACAUCUUUUUCGAGUUUCAGUAUCAACAGUCCGUUGGAUUUCUAUCACGUGGAUCAAUUUUAUGUAUUCAAAACUUGGUCAAAUAAACAUUUGGCCCACAGGAGGGAAGGUUAAUGAGACUAUGCCUGAAGAUUUUCAACAAAAGUACAGCUCCACCAGAGUUAUCAUAGAUUGCACUGAGGUCACAUGUCAAAUGCUCUGUAGACUACACUUAAAUGGGGAAUUAUUUAGUAACUACAAACACCACACAACCCUGAGAGGGUUGGCAUUUCUCCAUUAUUAGCCAGUUGUAUGGUGGGAGCAUUUCUGAUAGGGAAAUAGUAGUAAGAAGUAGAUUGUUAGAUUUGCCAUUCCAGGAAAAAGAUUCCAUUAUCGCUGACAAGGGAUUUACCAUGCAGGAUUUGCUCCCUUUGCGAGUAUCACUAAACAUCCCACCCUUCCUUGGUAGCUCCGCACAAAUGCCAGCAAAUGAUGUAGUUCGCACUCAAGAAAUUGCCAGUCUGCGCAUACAUGUGGAGCUUAAUUUCCUCAAUAUCAAUUUAAAAUUCUCCACUCCUUCCUUCUUAUAUUUUUGGUAAUAACUGAUUUCUUCAAUAAAGUAAUAAAAUUUUUAGGGACAAAUUUAAUGCUAGUUACUUAAUAUUAGGGCUCAAAAGGUUAAGUAAUAUUAGCAUUUAUUAGCCCAUGAACUUAAUAAAAGUGUAAAUGUAAAGAAAUAAAAACUUUACUUAAAGUACUUUAAGCAGAGUUAUAGAAAUCUGCUGAUGCAAAUUUCAAGAAAUGUUCAAAAUAAUACCGCAGAAGUUCAUUCUUAAGGUUACCCCAGUAGACAGGAUCAAAUGCGAUUUGUUCAAUAUAGAUCCCUUUCCCAUUUGGCACCUGUCCCACCCAUUUGUCCCCGGACCUGGCCAUAGUAGACAUGGUCCCUUUUAAGUCUACAUUGUGUGUCACUUAUCUUCUCCAUGAAGAAAUUUGGGUCCGAGCAUGCCUCAACGUGAAACUUGGUAUGAGGACAUUUCACCUCAGCUAAACCAAAACAAAUAGAGCUUCCAAAGUCAAUAACUUUGACAUCGAGUGAUGCGCCAAGAAUAGGAAAUGCUUCGGAUACAAUGAAUCCACUUUUAAGUACAGCAGCAGGUGUUUUCCUGUUAAACAACAGUGGUCAUCACUCGCAGCAGUUAUUUCCCUUAGAUAUUCAUCUUCAAGGAAUGUCUUCACUUUUGUUAAGGACUUUGGCACAGAAUGAUGUUGAAUAGUGGAAAUACUUUUUCCCAAUCUGGCUAUGUGCUCAUUCAUUUCUGCCCUGCUGAACAUAGGCAUCUUUUCAAGAGACGUACUCCAUCUAUCAGUGAGAUACUUGACAGAUGGUUUAUUACUAGCAUCACCAUGUGAGGACUCCGUAAUACUCGAUGUAGCUCUGACUCCAAUGCGUUUCUGUUUUCACUUGGUGUACAGACCAGUUGGCUCGGGAUCCACAAUAUUUUUGUCCUUUCCAAUCUUGAUGUACUCUUCUACCCUGAUAAAGAUAUCAGAUGAUUAUUAAACUUGAACAAAUCUUACAAGUGAUUGGUAGAAUGUAAGUAAGAUUACAAAGCGAUCUCUGUCUUACCUCUUUACAAGUUCAGCUUUGGUUUUGAGGCCUUUGCCUGGAUCACCUCUGCAUUUCAACCAAAAUUUAAGUUCUUUGUUCUUUAAUUCAGACAGUCUUCGACCGCAAAGUGACCCUCCAGGAAUAUCUUGUUCUUCCAGAAACUACAUGCUCUACAACAUAUUUCGUGCUAGAUAAGAAUGCUUCGUGUCACAUCGCAUCACGUCACUUUGAUUUGUUUUGGUUACUGUGGCCUUACAUGCCUUGCUCUGAUGCGGUUAGUUACCACUCUGCCCGGGUGGUCCACCAUAAUGAAAGUCGUGUAUUGUUAAUGUUUUAUAGGCAUUUAAUAUAUUGUAAGUUUGUGAAAAGGGAAGAGUCUAAUUCCAUAAACUUAGAAGCAUAAAACCCUAAAGCGUGUAGCUCUGUUCUAAUGUAGGGUUUUUUUGGAAAACAAAUUAAUCAAAAUUUAAUUUAAUAUGGAAUUACUGAUCAUGUGAUGUGCAAGACUGUUGGUGUAAGCAAAGUGGUACAAAGGCAAUUGCAGUGUUAGAAAGUUAAAUUCGACCAAAAUCAGAAUGAUUCCCAAAAUAGCCAGGAUGACUUCCUUCGAACAAGAAAAAGUCAACUAAUUAUAAUUAGCAUCUUGCAAGCCUGACGAAAGCUAGCGCGCUUAAAAGAGUAUGUGUCAACAUAAUGUGACCUUUUUACCUCAUAGUUUUCUAAGGUUGACAGCAAUGUACAAAGGCCUUUUGGAAUAAGUCUUCUGUUUUCUCCACUAUUUGUAAUGUAUUUAUUGUUUUUGUCCAUUGAUUAUGUGAUAUAAAAAAUGUAAAAGGCUCAACAGUGUGUACUAUUCAGUUGGAGAAUUGAUAAGGACUAGAAGAAUCCGUUAUUAGCUAUUUUUUGAAAGAGGAAGGCCUUCAAUUUUAUGAUUCCAAAUUUGGGCAAACAAUUUAUGUGCUUCUGAUUGGACGGCUAAAAAACUCCAGCGUGGUUCUAAAUGAAUGAGGGGAAUUCAGAUGCCUCAGGGUUAUACGAUUCUGACAAACUUGAGGGUAAAGUUGUCUUCAAAGAAACUAAUUAUUUUUGAUAAACUUUGAAAUUAGAAUCCCCAAGAAGGAAAGAAGCUAAGCCUCAUUUUUUUUACCAUACUUAAUUGUGUACAAGUCGACCUUUCACAGCCAUGAAACCUCUAUUCCUCCAUUGGAUUAAACUUCUAUUGGAACCUCUAAACAGGGUACACCCUCAGGAACAAGCCAAGUGUCCCCUGAUUAGGCUGAAUAGAGGUGUCCCACUGUGUCCCUCAACUUAUGCAUGGGUCGCAAGCUCUAGAUGGCCAAUCGGCAUUUAUUUAAAUUCUUCAUGUAACCAGUUGUCAAAGUUCUUUAGCCAAGAGUUUUUAUUAUUAAGUGAAGACAAAUUUGUGGACAUAUUUUGACUCAGUACCAGUAUCGUAUGACUGUCAUAGUAAUGACAUGUCUUCAAGACUGAAAUUAUUGGUUGCUUUUCUUAACAGGGUGACAGCAUCAUCAGAUAUUAUGAAUUAGUGUCAGAAUCUCCACACUGCUAUUGGCUAACAAACUACAGUGCCAACUUAGCCCAGCGAGGAGUGUGCUACAUGCCAAAACGUGGCUGCAAUGUCAACACCAAUGAAGUAGCAAAGUGUUUUAAACUUACUUCUAAAGGAUCAACUGAUUACUGUGAACCAGUCAGCUUUACAGUCCCAAGAAAGGUAUUUUUACCUGUAAUUUAAAUAAUAAUAAUAAUAAUAAUAAUAAUAAUAAUAAUAAUAAUAAUAAUAAUAAUAAUAAUAAUAAUAAUAAUAAUAAUAAUAAUAAUUUUAUGUCAUUGGAGCCCAGAAGUCAUGUCAAAAAAAGAUUAACGAAGUUAUGCUCUUGACAUCCAAGAUGACUUCCGCACGGGUUGCUGAAAUGCUGGUACGGUAUGUCAACUUCAGUCCUAUUGAGGACUUAAUACACUCACCUCGAUCAUUAUAAUUCCACCUUCUUACAGAUACAGCAAAAGAAAACACAGCGUAGCAUAUAAUGUUCUUCUUUGUGAUACUGGCAAAGAAAAGAUAAAACAGUUGACCGACUAUAUUACUAAACGUGUUCGCUCGAGUAAUUCACCAUGGAUUACCCCUCAGUUAAAAAAAAACGCUUACACGAAAGAGACAUUCUCAAGUUAAAAGCGAUUGAUUCGGGAAGUGUUGAUGAUUGGCGUUAAAAAAUUCAAGAAAUCCGUAAUUCUACAAAUAGUGAAGUUAAGUUUGCUAAAGAAGUUUAUUUUGACAAUGCGUUUAAAGAUAAUCGACGGGAGACCUGCUUAACACUUGGCGAAUCAUAAACGAACUUAAAUCCAGAAAAUCGAAGAGUUCCUUUGUAAAAGAAAUUAAACUCAAUAAUGGCAAUUCCAUUCAUGAUCCACUUGAAUUAUCCGAUUCCUUUAACGAUCACUUUUGUAAUAUUGGCCCCAGGCUAGCAAACGAGAUUCACGUGGGCGAAAACGGUUCUUCGCAUGUGGACUAUCUUUUGGAAACUUAUGAAUGCAGAUUCGAACUGAAAACAUCCACUGUAUCCACUGUCAAGUCCACCGAAAAACCAUUACAAAACAACAUUGGAAGAGAGAAAGACAGGUAUCAGAGCAGUGUGACCCAAGUUGAGUAUCCUAGAUUUUAGGUAUAAAAUGCGGACUUACGGAUCACGUCGGUAAAAACUGUGCUAAUUGGUUCUAGGUAAGGUAAAACAAGAUUAAAAGACGGGAGUUUAAGUUUGAAAGACUCCUAGAAAUUCUUGGUAGAGGUGUACCGCCCGGUCCUCCAAAUCCAAAGCAUUACCAAAGUGCUAUUUUCUACACCUAUUGUUAGACCUGGUCUUUAACAUCAAACGGUCACAAACUCGGUGUAAACCACGUCAUCUUUGCUUAGAAUAUAACGUUGGAUGAUAUACUUCGGUUAUUGUUCAUGUAUAGGUGAGUACCUCCCCCCCCCCCCCACCCACCCACCACCUGCCCCCCCCCACCCCACCUAUCCCCCCUUUCUCCUCCCUCCUCCCCCUUCUACUUCUUCCUAUCCUUUUCCUUCUUUCCGUCACUCCAUUAUCUUUCUUUUACACUUUUGUUCUACACCUUUGUUUACACCCGUUCUUUACAGACAAAAGGCAAAAGACCCGGGGUAACCCACUUACCUUGUGUUUUAAUGAUAUCUUUGGUUAUAUUCCUCCGGUUUUUUUUUGGUUUUGGGGUGCACCCCCCCCCCCCCCCCCACCCUAAAUACAGGUUUUUUGCAUCGAACCUUCUCGUAUGGGUUCUUCAUUUCCUCAUGAUCGUUCUUAGUGUCCUCACUUUGAACCGGCUUGACAUUAAACAAAAUUCAGUGCGCAAACCCUGAAAUAAAUUUGCUCUAUUUUGUUAUUUCGUAGUACAGUGGACUCCCGAUAAUUCUAACCUUCAAGGCAAAUAGAAAACAGUUCGAGUUAUCGGGAGUUCGAGUUAUCGAGAGUAAAAUCAUAUGGAAAAUGAUCUGAAGGGAAAUGAAAAUUGCUUCGAGUUAUAGAAGGUUCGAGUUACCGGGAGUCGACUGUAUUUUGUAGCAAUUGUCAUGCGGGACUUCUACUAAACAGGGGGCCAGACUCGUACCCAGUCUUAUACCCAGUCGCUAUUUAAAAGUUUUUUGGGAUGAGAGAAGAUUGGGGAUUACCCCCGCGCGCCUCAACCUAAUCCCCAAUCUUCUCUCAUCCCAAAAAACACUUGAAUAGCGACUGGAUACGAGUCUGACAGGGGGCGUUUUAGGAUCAUUGUAUGUUUCCUGGAAACUGCCCAGCUACCCCUCUCCUAGGCCAACAUUAACACUUACUUCUCACUUAGGGCAAAAUGUUGGCUUAAAGGAGGGGUAGGUGGGCAGUUUCGCAGAAGCGUAUUAUGAUCCAUUUGAUCACUUACGGUAACUAGAAGUUGGUGUCUCCCAGUACUGCGAGAAGUUUGUGCGAAAGGGCCAGCAGUAGGAAAUAAUGGGGAAAGAGAUAAAGCCAAGGUAGAAAGCUAGCUCAGAAACUGGCUAUGUGGUGUGCGGUUAGACUUUCUAAAAGUCCUUUUUUUGCUUGGUUAGUUAUCGUCGCUCGCUUGGUCGCUGCGCGACCUCAUUUAAUGGAGCUCGCUUCACUCACUUUUAAGAUUUUAUGAAAGGUCGACUCGUAGCAAGUUUAGUGUGCGGAGGGGUCAAUUAGUUUCUGUGUACGUAGCACACAUAACCAUUAUGGAACGCAGGAGGCCGUUUUGAAUGUAUUUCUCACUUAAUUAGUUUCUGCGUACCGCAUAGCCAGCUAUGAAAAGUAUUUUAAGAGGUAAAGCAAUCUUUAAUGAGGAAUGCCAACGUCGCAAGGAGUGGUUUACGGUUAAGUUCUCAAAAGAAAACUCUGUAAAGACUAAAAAAUAGUUUUAAAAAAAUGUAAGACAAUGAAAAAAUAAAAAAAAACGAAAUUGAAAUGAAAUAAAAAGUAAAUAUAUACUUAUAGAUAUAUUUGAUUGAGAACAUAUAGAUGUACAUAUACAUAUUACAUUAGGGAAGUGUCAAGGAAGUGUCUCAGCGGUUCCAAAUACCGUAAAAUUCCGAAAAUAAGCCCCGGGGCUUAUAUUUUUCAAAGGCCCUCUUUGAGGGGCUUAUUUUUGGAGGGGUUUAUAUUCGGAGGGGCUUAUCUACGGAGGGAAUUUGCAUUUCAAAAUCGAUUGAGCUAGCCUUAUAGUUGGAAGUAAAUUUUACUGUUUUUGCUUUGUUUUACUUUGUAUUUGAGGGCAAUUUUCCAAGUACAAGCUCCCAGGGGGCUUAUAUUUGGAGGGGCGAUUUAGCGGAGGGUUUUUUGCGUUACUGGUUUGGGGGGCAUAUAUUUGGAGGGGCUUAUACAUGGAGGGGCUUAUUUUUGGAAUUUUACGGUAUUACAACGAAAAUUAACUGACGAUUAGUGACCCCAGCGUCUUGUGGUGCUGGAUUUGUGAAUGUCUUUUCCUGAUCAUGUAUAAUAGGCUGAUUUAGCAACAGAACGGGAACUUCAUUUGACGACGGGAAAGCGCGCGGAAAGGACUAAACUCGACUUCCGGUGCCCAAUUUGCCGCUCUGCCAUUGGUCAAGCCAGUUGUUUGAUCUGCGCGCGCCGUCGUCAACUGACGCUCCCGUUCUGUUGCUAAAUCAGCCUAUUUAUAAUGAAAAGAGGUAGGGUAUUCUGCAGUUAAUCGUUUUGGUUCAGUUAUCUUUGACCUGCAUUGUCGCCUUUUACAUACAGAUCUGAUUGUCAAGGCUUCCCAUAUUAGUUGUGGUCACCUGGGUAAACUCGACUUGUUGACAGUUUACCUAGCGAAACUUGAUGUGACCGAUUUUUCCCUAGGUAACUUACCACGGGGAAAUUUUAUCGUCUAGGGCUUGGAUAUGUCGUGAGAACAAUAGACUUUCCCUUGACAGCUACCCCAAAGCUAUUGCUUAGGAAAAAAGAAAUACCGAGGUUGCUAGCCAAUAGACGCUCAUCGGCGAAGGUCUUGAUGACAGAACCGGACAUAGCUCACGCGGUGAAAGAAAUUUUUGGGGCACGAGUCGUCUACGUCUUCGCCUGUCUUUACCUUGCACGUUGAAUUAGCGUAAGAAAUAACAGCGAGAUGAAAGAAAAAAACGUCUCUUUGAUCGGCUGGAUCCCUACGCAUCUUGCCUUUUUGAAUUUACGCUCCAAAAAAUUCAACUGUGUGUGAAAACCUUGGGAGCCGAUAUCAGUAGUGUAGACUACGAGUAGUCUCCAUUGUUCCUCAGGGAUAAAACAGCGAGCGAAACGCGAGCGCCCGUAAAAAUAACCCCGCGCGAGAAAGGCGAGACGCGGAGGAGAGAUUUUUUUGCGUGGGGUGAUUUUCACGCGCGCUCACGUUUCGCUCGCUCUACUAUUCCUGAGGGAAAAUAGGGACUACUUGUAGUGUAUCAGUAGUGUGACCUUCCCAGAAUUUUUUACCUAGGUAAAACAAAACCCGAGGUGAAUUUACCUCGGGAGAUUUUUUGAUGAAUUUGCCCUAGGUAAAUCAGUUUAAACUAGGUAAAAGUCCGUAGUGUGACCACAGUUAUUGUUCUCUUUUACAGUCUGAACUUUUCCAAAAAGAUCUCUUUCCUGAUACAAAAGGAGAUGAACCUUCCCUCACUGCUGAUGAGUGGCUUGACGGAAAAGAUGCAGAUCCCAAACUGAUCUCGCUUGAGCCGCACAGUUCCGGAGCAGCCAAGGCUGCAAAGAAGGUGAAAAAGGGACUUGGGGGACUUGGCAAAAAACCACCAAAGAAAUCAGCACAGGCUGCUGAUGAAGAGGUAAGUGAUGGCUGUUAUUUCCUGGCUCAGAUGAGAACAUCAUUAACCUAGGACGGUUGUUAUUCUUUGACUCUUUCUCCUUUGCCCAACCUUGUCAAUUCAAAAGGACAGAACUACUCUGUUGUUUGAAAGGCAAUGAGACGGCUUUGGUGGUGCAUUGUACCUUGUGCGUGUUGAGUGAGGGAAAUGGGGCUAGAUGUUAGUUGGGGUGAAUGUCCUUUCUCAUCUCGCUGUGUUGAAUUUCACUGUAGUCGGUGGUACUAAUAGCAGAUGCAAAGCGUGGACUUUUGUCCUAAGGGAUAAGGUUGGCCAUGUCUUUGCCAUUGCACUCUUCUUUUAGACAAGAAACUUUGCUUAAUAUUGUCUCCUCUUCUCAGAUGUAUAAUGAAAACUGGUGACACACUCAGUGCUGGGAGGAAACCUUAUAAUGGACCAAAUUCCCAUCCAGGGAUUAAUACCAAUCUCUUAUCUGUUUUCAGUGGACAAGAGGCUCUUGUAGUCUAUAUACCCAACUUAAGCACUUGUGAAAAGCGUGAAAAAUUAGGCUUCCACGGAGCCCAAACCCUGAUCCUGUGAUAUCGGUGUAGUGGUAUCGCAGGGUCAUUUCCGGCUUUAUUCCAAAGCUUGAAAUUGAUAUAUUUUCAUAUCGAGUUAACUCUCUAUACGACGGACACGAUUCAGUGGGACUACCUGUUUUGUGUGGCAAGAAAAGAUUGUGUUAAGGCCAUAUAAUAUCCCGUUUUUAUGGACCUCAACCUUGUCUCUGUCCCUGAAACGCAAAGAAAGAACGUGGCCAAUAAAGAGAUUAAGAUUCAAGUUAACCGCAAACGGCAAACGUCAGACUAAAGUUGAGAAUUUCUCAGAAUAGAAAAUAAGAAGAUAAAAACAGCCCUGAACGAUUCCUAUGGUUAAAACUGGCAUAAAACUGCUUAUUUUUUAGUAGAAGCAAUAAAGAGUAAACGGAAAAUAAGGGGGAAACUUGGUCACGUGGUACAAAUCGCGUCUGCCGUUUGGCGUAAACGUGAAUCUUAAUCUCUCUAAUAUAUGGUCAUCUUGACUUCUAGACUGCAAAUCAGCCCGUAUUUUUGUGUGGAUUAAGAACGCGUGCGCGAGUGUUCAAAGGAAAGGUCUGGAAUGAGGGUGAAAACAGUGAGGGAGGGCUUCACGCCUUGCAAAACCGAUUUUGAGCAAAAAACCGAAACCGACUGUUUUGCAGUCUACUUGACUUCACGCUUGGUCGAUAACUUACCGUUAAUUAGUUAUACAGGCUAGUUUCAGGGCAGUGUCUGUUUUGAGAGUGUUCAUUGUACAGUCGAACCUCCCGUAAGCGACCAACUAGAAUGCGAAGACUUAAUGCUCGCUUACGGGAGAGUGCUCGCUUGGAGGACUUUUUAGUUCUUGUUCAAUAUCCUUCACUGACAACGCAAUCGUAAGAAAUUUCUGUCCUACGAAAUUUCAAUUUGCCGCCAACCUGAAGGGAAUUUGCAUAUUAUCACCUUUGAUUAUAGAACCGCACUCGACCUGUAUUCAAGCAAAUCAUUCUGAUUACAGGGUAACUAAGCCAAUAAACUAAACGUUACUGCUCAUUUUUACUCCUUCUAAGCCAAGAAAGUUGAUCUAAAUCUUGCGAACGUAGAAGCUGAGGACUCGUAGCCCUUAUUAUAGCACUAAAGAACCUACACUGAACAUGGAGUUGAGACCACUCGUCAAGUAUAAUGGUCGCUUACAAGAGGUUGAAAGCGGUUGGGAAAUUAUUAGACCGUCAGUCCCGAAAAGUGGUCGCGGUAGCUUACAGAAGCUGGUCAUUUACGAGAAGUUCCAUCUGUAAGGCCUCGACGGGGAAAUUUUUGGUGUUUUGGAUAGGUGGUCGCUUACAUGAGGUAGUCGCACAUGGAGGUUCAACUGUCCUAAGAGGGUUUCUGAUGCAGUAAUUUUUUUAUGUUUUCCAUAUUUCUAUAGGAUCUAGAGGAAUUGGUGAAGAAGCUAAAAUUGCAAGUGGACGAACAGGAAAAGCGAAUCAAAGCCCUGGAAGAGAAAACGCAGAAUUUAUAAGUGUACUUGCAAAGGAAAACGAAAAGUGAUAAAAAAUAGGUUCAACUUGCUAAUGUUGCAAAUCAGUUCAGUUUGAAAUUAACUUAAACUUCUAAGCAACUCUUAAGCAUUAGCUGGUUAGCUUGCAAAAUUGUAUUUUUCGACCGAUUAUUUGUAUUAAAAAUUGUUAAGGAUUUCAGUGGUGAAAGUAUUUUGAGAAUUAUUUCAAGUUCGCUGACUUGCAAAAUUUCUACUGGCAUUAGUCUUUGUUUUUCGAUUAUAAAUGAUCUCGGCUGAUUUCUCCUUUUAUUGACCUCAUGAUCAGUGAUACGAUUUUAAAUGAUUUGAAGAUUGUUAUAGAUAGGUGGAAACUUUUUUUCCUUUUACACAUUAAAGCCAUUGGAUUAUAACUGUUUUGUCAGCAUUUUCAAACAGUGAAUAGCAUCAAUGUCUUCUUAUCACUGGU